UAAUGUUUCUAAAUGGACGUGAAGAACUUCAGGAAUGUGUUAUAUGUAAAAAAAAGUCUCAAAGUUUGAGACUAAAUUAUUUUGUAUUAAAUUAAAGUAUAUAUAUAUCUAAAAUAUAUUAAUUUAAUUUAAAUAUGUAUAAUUUAUAUAUAAUUAUGUAAUAUGUGUGUAUAUAUUCUCAUAUUAAACAAAAAUAUUCAUGCAUUUAAAAAGCACACGUGAGUGAAUUUUAUUUCAUUACUUAAAAAAAAUAAAAAUGGCACAUGGUAAAAAAUCAUUUCGUGGAAAAAGAAAAUUUCAUCGUUAUAAUGAUCGACCGAAGCCAAAAAAAAAUAAAUUUAACUUAAAAGAUGCAACAUAUGUCAAAGAUCGCGAUAUUAAAAAUAGGGAAAUUGAAAAACGUAGACAAAUGUUGGAAGAAGAAAAAUUGCAACAACAAUCGGAAAUAGAAAGUAAUAGUUCUGGUGAUGAACAAGAAAAUCCAUUACAAAAUUUAUUAUCCUCAUUUUCAAAUACUACUAAUUUACAAAUGACUGCUAUUGAUUCUAAUUCAGAAAGUGAUAUAUGUAGUGAUAAGGAUGAUGAUAUUGGUAAGAAUGAUAAAGAAACCAAUAAUUUAACACUGCAAUUGGACAAUAAAGAUGAGAAGGUAGAUUCAACAAGUGAUGAAGACAUUAAAAUAAAAGAGAUUGAUGAAGAAGAUCCAGAAACAGCUCAAGAAGAUGCUGGUUAUUUAAAAGAUCCAUUUUCAAUUCAUCUUCAUGAUGAUUUAAGUGAUAAACUUUAUGAAGCAGUUUCUAAUGUUCCACAAAUUAUGGAAACACAAAAGAUAACUUGGCCUGUUUUAGGCAAUCUUAUAUGUGAAAUAUCAAAAUCUUUUGAAGAUUCAAAAGACACAAAAAAAUCUAAUAUUUCUGUUUUAGAACAUAAACAAUUCGCUAAAUGUGGUACUAUCCCUCAAUUAAUUGAUAAUAUAGAAUGGAAUAAAUUAUAUAUAAAAUCUCAAAUUCAUGGUAAUAUCAUAAAAGCGAAUUAUUCAAAUAUAAAAGAUAAUAUAAAUAUAAAUUCAUCUGCUAUGACUCCUUUACAAAAGGAAUUAUUUUCAAUAAUAAAUAAUUAUCAAGAUUUAUAUUAUCCUGAAAGAACAUUUUCUAAUGCUGAUCAAAUAAGAUUUGUGUAUUGUUUGCAUACAAUCAAUCAUGUGUUAAAAACACGUACAAAAGUAUUGCAUCAUAAUGCAAAAAUAAAAUCAAAAUCUACAAACAUAACAGAAAUUCCAGAUGAAUAUAGAGAUCAAGGUUUGGUGAGACCAAAAGUUUUAAUAAUAGUUCCUUUUAGACAUUCAUGUUUAAAAAUUGUUGAAUUAUUAAUAUCUAUUUUAAUUGGAGAAGAUGAAGGUGGUUCUGUAAUGAAUAAGAAGAGAUUUAUGGAAGAUUUUAGUGGUGAUAAAUUAAUAAUGCCAAAAAGAAAUCCAAAACCUGAAGAUUAUGAAUUGACAUUUCAAGGGAAUACAGAUGAUACAUUUAAAAUAGGAAUUGCUAUUACAAAAAAAACCUUAAAAUUAUACUCAGAAUUUUAUUCUUCCGAUAUAAUAAUUUCAUCCCUAUUAGGUUUAAGAAUAUUAAUAGGCGCAGAAGGUGAAGCAGAUAGAGAUUAUGAUUUUUUGGCAUCAAUAGAAUUAUUAAUUCUUGAUCAAGCAGAAUUAUUUUUAAUGCAAAAUUGGGAUCACAUGAUACAUGUAUUAAAUCAUUUACAUUUACAACCUAAGGAUUCUCAUGGAACAGAUUUUUCUAGAAUAAGAAGUUGGUGUGUAAAUGGAUGGACUAAAUAUUACAGACAGACAUUAAUAUUUUCUAGUAUUCAUGUACCUGAAAUUUAUGGAAUAUUUAAUAAGAAAUGUUACAAUUAUGCAGGAAAAGUAAAAGUAAUAAAUUCUAUUUCUUCUGGAUCUAUUUGUCAAAUAGCUUUGCAGAUUCCACAAGUAUUUCACAAAUUUGAAACUUUAAGUCAUUCUCAUGCCUUAGAAUAUAGAAUGGAAUUCUUUAUAACAAAAAUACUUCCUCAGUAUAAGGAUAGAAUUAUGAAUCAUACACUGAUUUUUAUACCAUCUUAUUUUGAUUUUGUAAAAUUACGUAAUUAUUUCAAAAAAGAAGAAUAUAGUUUUGUACAAAUUUGUGAAUAUUCCAAAGAUGCAAAAGUAGCAAGAGCAAGAGACAUGUUCUUUCAUAGCGAUGCACAUUUUCUUCUAUAUUCAGAACGAUUUCAUUUUUUUCGUAGAAUAAGAGUAAAAGGUAUAAGACAUAUUAUAUUUUAUGCACCACCAAUUUUUCCUCAAUUUUAUACAGAGAUGUGCAAUUUAAUGCAAGAAGCUAAUCAAAAUCCACGUUCAGGGUCUGAAAGUAAUAUGACAGUUACUGUUUUAUAUUGUAAAUAUGAUAUUAUGCAAUUGUCUGCAAUUGUGGGUACUCAAAGAGCCAAUCAAAUGCUUGGCUCAGAAAAAUCUAUUCACAUGAUUAUGACUGGUGAAUAGGGAACAAAAAUAUAUUGUAAAUAUUUUAUACAACUUUAUAUAAUUAUUUUAAUGUCAAUUGUAUAUUAUCACUCUUGACGUUAUUAGUUAUAUAUAAAAAUUUAGU
Messenger RNA from Apis mellifera (honey bee), 2636 nucleotides. Its product is annotated as digestive organ expansion factor homolog. The transcript has a single exon. Bases 257 to 2530 code for a protein of 757 amino acids. The record is from RefSeq and is a predicted model, not a curated record. Gene Ontology annotation, cellular component: small-subunit processome; nucleolus. Gene Ontology annotation, molecular function: rRNA binding; U3 snoRNA binding. Gene Ontology annotation, biological process: maturation of SSU-rRNA from tricistronic rRNA transcript (SSU-rRNA, 5.8S rRNA, LSU-rRNA). Lineage: Eukaryota; Metazoa; Arthropoda; Insecta; Hymenoptera; Apidae.